GGGAACAAACCGGUUUUCUUUUUUUUAGGAGAGCCCGUUUACCUUCAGUCUGAGAGUCUACUGGGCGGAGGGACUGAGGAGUUUGUUCACGACGAGAACCAAUUGAUUUUUUUCGCUCAUGGCAGUGCAGAAAUAAAUAAAAAUAAUCUGGAUUGUGGAAAAAGGAACGAAUUUGAAAAUAAGAUACAGUUGAGGGCGCCGGUCAUGGAUAAGGAUAAGGAAAGGUGGUCCACGAGAUGGAAAACGAAAAACUGGUUUAGGAACUCCGCUUUAAGUGCAAUCUUCAGUCUGACUUUUGUCCUACAGGCAACACAUGUGAGAGCAGCUGAACCGGUGGAUGUGCUCAAGGUCUUAGAUUUUAAAAGUUCACCAGAAGGAGUGAAGAAAACACAAGGCUUCUGCACCAUCCGGAGAGGAUCCAAACCAGAUGUGGCCUACCGAGUGGACAAACAGGCUCAACUCAGUACUCCAACCAAGCAGCUCUUCCCAGGAGGAGUAUUCCCUCAGGAUUUCUCCAUCCUUAUGACGAUCAAACCAAAGGCGGGAGUACAGUCCUUCCUUUUGUCGGUAUACAACGAGCAGGGCAUCCAGCAGCUGGGUGUGGAGGUGGGCCGCACGCCGGUCUUCCUGUAUGAGGAUCAGCAUGGGAAGCCCACUCCUGAGGAUUACCCCCUUUUCCGUGCCAUUAACCUUGCAGAUGGAAAGUGGCACCGUGUGGCUAUUAGCAUAGAAAAGAAGACCGUCACAAUGAUUGUGGACUGUAAGAAGAAGAUCUCUAAACCACUCAGCAGAAGUGACCAUGCAAUCAUUAACACCGAUGGCAUCACUGUCUUCGGGACCAGAAUCCUGGACGAGGAAGUUUUUGAGGGAGACAUCCAGCAGCUUCUUUUGGUGGCAGACGCUCGUGCAGCCUAUGACUACUGUGAACACUACAGCCCUGACUGUGAAACACCCCAUCAAGAGACACCACAGGCCCAAGAACCUGAGGAAGAGUACAAUACUGAAUACACAGAUUAUAAUGAGUUCUAUGACUACACAGAAGAAGGGACUGCCACUGAAAAUCCCACUGACAAUGUCGGUACUGAGACCAAGCCCAGCACUGCUGACACUGGAGACUACUAUAUUGAGCAGGACUAUGGUACUGAAACCCCUUCUGUUAUCAUUCCAGCCAAUGAGAAUCCAUCUCCAAAAGAGGAAAUAGUAGACGACUACAUUACAGGGAUAGAAGAAGUUGGAGUGGAUCCCACCGUUGCCAUCAAUGAGAAUGUGGAUAUUGUGGAGUCCAAAAGCACUAAUGGUGCAGAAAACCAGGACUUUAAGGAAUACGACAUUAACGAAUAUGAUACAAAAGAGGUAGACCCCAGCAUUUAUGAAGAUUCGUUCUAUGACUACAAUACUAAUGGAGCUAAACCCACCGGAUCAACCUACGAGAGCGAGUUUGAACCGGGCCGACCUGCUGAAACGCAGGUCACAGAGAGCAAUGUUGGUGGUGGCUAUGGUGGUGAAAAGGGGCAAAAAGGUGAACCUGCAGUCAUUGAGCCGGGGAUGCUGGUAGAGGGACCCCCAGGACCACCAGGUCCCCCUGGUCUCCCCGGCACACCAGGUAUACAAGGCUCCUCAGGCCUCUACGGAGAUCCUGGUGAGAGGGGCCCUCCUGGUCGUCCUGGUUUGCCAGGCGCAGAUGGAGCUCCGGGGCCCUCUGGCACCAUCCUCAUGUUGCCGUUCCGCGCUGGUGGAGAAGCUCACAAAGGUCCAGUGGUGACGGCACAAGAAGCUCAGGCCCAAGCCAUCCUCGCCCAGGCUCGGUUGACUAUGAGGGGACCACCUGGCCCAAUGGGAUUGACAGGACGUUCCGGCCCUGUGGGUGGUCCUGGUGCACCUGGUGCUAAAGGGGAAAGUGGAGAUUCUGGCCCACAGGGACCGAGAGGACUUCAGGGCCCUACUGGACCACAUGGAAAAGGAGGCAAGAGGGGCCGAAAUGGAGCCGACGGAGCCAGAGGAAUUCCUGGAGAAUCAGGAGCCAAGGGGGACCGAGGAUUUGAUGGACUUCCUGGUCUUCCUGGUGAGAAAGGACACAGGGGUGAGGGAGGUCCUAUUGGCUCACCAGGCACUCCAGGAGAGGAUGGACCGAGGGGCGAGGAUGGUGAAAUUGGACAGAGAGGAAUGCCAGGAGAAAGUGGUCCAAGAGGACUGCUGGGCCCCAGAGGUUCUGCUGGGACCUCUGGACAGCGUGGUCUUCCUGGAUUGGAUGGACCACCUGGCCCUAAAGGAAAUAUGGGUCCUCAAGGAGAGCCUGGACCUUCUGGGCAACAGGGGAACCCCGGUCCGCAUGGUCUGCCUGGUCCUCAAGGCCCGAUCGGUCCACCUGGAGAGAAAGGUCCCAAUGGGAAACAGGGGCUCCAUGGACUGGCUGGGGCUGAUGGGCCUCCCGGUCAUCCUGGGAAGGAGGGUUCUCCCGGGGAGAAAGGAGCAGCUGGCCACUCAGGUUCCCAGGGGUCCAUUGGCUAUCCCGGUCCCCGAGGCGUGAAGGGUGCAGAGGGCGUCCGUGGCUUGAAAGGCGGCAAAGGAGAAAAGGGAGAAGAUGGUUUUCCUGGGUUCAAGGGUGACAUGGGCCUCAAGGGUGAUAAGGGAGAGGUUGGCGUGUUGGGCCCCAGAGGAGAAGACGGACCAGAGGGGCCGAAAGGUAAAGGAGGUCCCUCUGGAGAGGCUGGUCCCAUGGGCAUGGCAGGAGAGAAGGGAAAACUUGGUGUUCCAGGUUUGCCUGGCUACCCAGGAAGACAAGGUCCUAAAGGCUCAACUGGUUUCGUUGGCUUCCCUGGAGCCAAUGGUGAGAAGGGAGCAAGGGGUAUUGCUGGUAAAGCAGGUCCACGAGGACAAAGAGGACCAACGGGUCCCCGUGGUGGAAGAGGUGCCAGAGGUCCAACGGGAAAACCUGGAGCAAAGGGAACAGCAGGAAAUGAUGGACCAGCUGGUGGCCCAGGAGAGAGAGGACUCCAAGGACCUCAGGGCCCUGUUGGAUUAACAGGCCCUAAAGGACCACCUGGGCCUCCUGGAAAAGAUGGAUUGCCCGGUCACCCUGGACAGCGAGGAGAGACUGGUUUCCAAGGAAAGACUGGACCUCCUGGACCUGGAGGUGUUGUUGGCCCACAGGGCUCUACAGGAGAAACUGGACCUGUUGGAGAGAGAGGACAUCCCGGAUCACCAGGACCCCCUGGAGAGCAAGGUCUUCCCGGAGCUGCUGGCAAAGAAGGUGGAAAGGGUGAUCCAGGUCCUCAGGGGGUUUCUGGGAAACCUGGCCCUGCAGGACUAAAAGGGUUCCCAGGCCAAAGGGGGAUUCCUGGCACAGCGGGUCCAUCUGGUCUGAAGGGAGGCGAGGGUCCACAGGGUCCACCCGGUCCUAUUGGGUCACCAGGAGAGAGAGGAGCAGCUGGACCCGGAGGACCCAUUGGUCUAACAGGACGCAAUGGCCCUCAAGGACCCCCGGGACCUGCUGGAGAGAAGGGUGCUCCGGGUGAGAAAGGACCUGCUGGUCCUGCCGGCCGGGAUGGCAUUCAAGGUCCAGUUGGACUCCCAGGCCCAGCCGGACCUCAGGGUCAACCUGGAGAGGAUGGUGACAAGGGAGAAGUUGGAGAACCAGGUCAAAAGGGAAGCAAGGGUGACAAAGGCGAACAUGGUCCACCAGGUCCUGUAGGUCCUCAGGGUGUAAUUGGAGCUCCAGGUCCUGCUGUGAAGAAGCUUUUAGGUAUCCCUGUAGUUUUCCAGUCAAAUAAGAAAUCUUAUGAUUUUACAGAUGAGGGGCCCCGUGGUUUCCCAGGUCUUCCCGGUCCCGUCGGACUGCAGGGUUUGCCAGGACCACCAGGUGAGAAAGGAGAGAAUGGAGACGUCGGCCCAAUGGGUCCACCUGGUCCUCCUGGUCCCAGAGGUCCUCAAGGUCCUAGUGGAGCGGAUGGUGCUCCUGGCCCUCCCGGAGGUAUCGGCGCAAUGGGUGGAAAUGGUGAAAAGGGUGAGACUGGUGAGGCAGGUAAUCCAGGACCACCAGGAGAAUCUGGUUCAGUAGGACCCAAAGGUGAGCUUGGAGAGAAAGGGGAAGCUGGCCCUCCUGGAGCUGCAGGACCCGCUGGUGCAAGAGGACCCCCUGGAGAUGACGGACCCAAAGGAAACCCAGGUCCUAUUGGCUUCCCUGGAGAUCCAGGUCCUCCUGGUGAGCCCGGAGCAGGUGGACUGGAUGGCCUUCCCGGAGACAAGGGAGAUGAUGGAGAGGCCGGUCAGCCUGGUCCACCUGGUCCAUCUGGUGAAGCUGGUCCUCCAGGACCCCCUGGAAAGCGAGUGAUAAUGCUAAAUACCUGGAUGCCUGCCCAAGCCAUGGGGCCUCCUGGAAAGUCUGGAGCUGAAGGCUUACGUGGCAUCCCGGGGCCUGUGGGUGAGCAGGGACUUCCUGGAGCUGCUGGUCAAGACGGUCCUCCUGGACCAUUGGGUCCUCCUGGUCUUCCUGGCUUGAAAGGUGACCCUGGUACUAAGGGUGAGAAGGGUCAUCCAGGUCUGAUUGGUCUGAUCGGUCCUCCCGGUGAGCAAGGAGAGAAGGGUGACCGAGGACUGCAAGGACCUCAGGGACUUGGUGGAGGCAAGGGUGAUGCUGGUCUCAUUGGUGCUUCUGGUCCCCUCGGUCCCCCAGGUCCUCCUGGUAUUCCUGGAACACAAGGACAGAAAGGAUCCAAAGGAUCAACUGGUUCAGCUGGCCAGAAGGGAGACCCUGGCCUGAUAGGACCACCAGGUCCUCCUGGCCCAGCUGGUGACAUCAUUCAGUCCCUCCCCAUCCAGACAAGUAAAAAAUCGCGGAGGUCACCUGACAUGCAAGAUGACGAAGCAGCGGGAAUGAUGGAUUAUGGUAUGGAGGGAAUGGAGGAUGUGUUUGGAUCCCUCAACACCCUCAAGCAGGACAUUGAACGCAUGAAGUUCCCACUGGGGACCCAGGAUAACCCAGCCAGAACCUGCAAAGACCUGCAGCUCAGCCAGCCAGACUUCCCUGAUGGACAUUACUGGAUCGAUCCAAAUAUGGGAUGCAUGGGAGAUGCCUUCAAAGUGUAUUGUAACUUCACUGCAGGAGGAGAAACUUGCAUUUACCCCGAUAAAAAGUCCUCAGGGGUUAGAAUAUCAAACUGGCCAAAGGAGUCCCCGGGAUCUUGGUUCAGUGAAUUUAAGCGUGGAAAAAUUUUGUCUUAUGUGGAUGUUGAGGAGAGCUCAAUAACCUCAGUCCAGAUGACGUUCCUCAAGUUGCUCAGCUCUUCUGCCCGGCAGAACUUCACAUACAUUUGCCAUCAGUCUGUGGCCUGGUAUGACGCCAAGGCUGACAACUAUGACAAGGCGCUGCGCUUCCUGGGCUCUAAUGAUGAGGAAAUGUCGUAUGACAACAACCCCUUCAUCAAGGUUCUUUCAGAUGGCUGCUCGCUGAAGCAGGGAUAUUCUAAGUCUGUGAUGGAAAUUAAUACUCCUCGCAUCGACCAGGUGCCUAUCAUCGAUGUCAUGUUGAAUGACUUUGGGGAAUCCAGUCAAAGGUUUGGCUUUGAGGUAGGCCCUGUCUGCUUCCUCGGCUAAAGGACACCCCCUCUUACCUUUAUGGCAAAGGUCAAGGAGUGUGGCCAGCCAAACAGACCCCCUCCUUGCGCCACAAACACACACACCAGCACCCGCACUGUGUAAUCGGAAAUGGAAUAUUCAUCGAACGACUGAAGCCUGCAAUUGGAAUAAACCAGAAAGAGGACACGAACUACCUGGUGGACAAUGGCGCACUUUCAGGAGAAGGAGGAGGACCCAUUCCUUUACCAAUUUUCCAAACAUGUUUUUUUUUUUUUUUUUCUCCAAUUGAACUCUUAAGCCUUGUUUUUUGUCCCAUUCCAUCCUUAAUCCCAGCACCAUUUACUCCUGAUCCCAGUCCUUCCCCAAGCUCCAAUCCAAUUAAUUCCCAAUCCCGUUCCUUCCCGUUUUCCCUGUAUCCAUUACAGAUCCUCCUCCAGGUGCUGCUCUGAGCAAGACAACCACAGUGGUGUGCUCUUGUUGUAAACACCCAAACACUUAAGGUGCUAUUGAAAGUGCAUUUUUUUGGUAAAACUGUAAUUAUUAUUUUGUACAAUACUGUUCUUUAAUGAUUGCCUUUAAAUCUUGCAUGUGCGUCAAAAUUGAUUUGAUGAAAUAUUGAUAACUAUCAAGAGUAUUUUCUCUAGAAUUUUGUUGUUGUUGUUGUUGUUUUCAUGUUUGAAAACCAACAGUGCAACAGAUUUCUUCACAAGAUGUCAAUCAAUCAAGUGUCCCUGCCAACUAUAAAAUAAAACAAGCAUUUCAAACCA
Molecule: messenger RNA, 6341 nt
Organism: Sinocyclocheilus rhinocerous
Lineage: Eukaryota; Metazoa; Chordata; Actinopteri; Cypriniformes; Cyprinidae
Product: collagen alpha-1(XI) chain-like
Exons: 66
Coding region: 205-5592 (1795 amino acids)
Biological process (GO): extracellular matrix organization
Molecular function (GO): extracellular matrix structural constituent conferring tensile strength
Source: RefSeq, a predicted model, not a curated record